Molecule: messenger RNA, 2888 nt
Organism: Hyalella azteca
Lineage: Eukaryota; Metazoa; Arthropoda; Malacostraca; Amphipoda; Hyalellidae
Product: chloride channel protein 2
Biological process (GO): chloride transport; transmembrane transport
Cellular component (GO): membrane
Molecular function (GO): voltage-gated chloride channel activity
Source: RefSeq, a predicted model, not a curated record
AUGAAAACCACCAUUAGGGGCGUGGUUCUGAAGGAGUGUCUUUCACUGCGGACUCUCAUCGCUAAAGUCGUCGGCCUCACCGCCUCACUCGGAACUAGCCUGCCAAUUGGCAAAGCGGGUCCGUUCGUGCACAUUGCCUGCAUGGUGGGUACGCAGCUCUGGAACGUGUUCUCUCGCUUCAAAGGAAUAUGCCAGAACAAGUCCCGCAAGACGGAGAUGCUGGCGGCGGCCGCGGCUGUGGGUGUCGCGUGCGCCUUUUCAGCCCCUGUUGGAGGCGUGCUUUUCAGCAUCGAGGUCACGUCAGAAUACUUCGCCGUACGCAACUACUGGCGCGGCUUCUUCGCCGCUUUCUGCGGUGCUGUUAUGUUUCGUCUGCUCGCNACAACUAAAUUGCUGACGAAUCACCAAAUAAAUAUAAUUUUUCAACUUGUCUGCGGACUUCUAGGGGCGCUGUUUGUAUUCGUCCACCGAAAUUACGUGCUCUUCAUGCGGCGCAACAAGACGUUCAAGAACUUCUUCCAGAAGUACCGCCUGAUGUACCCGUUCCUGGUGACGCUGGCGUAUUCUUUUCUCACCUUCCCCGUCGGGUUCGGGCGGUUCGUGGCUGGUGAACUAACAAUCCCAGACCAGAUGGCGAGUUUGUUCAGAGUCACGUUUUCGAGCGACCAGCACAGCCCUGAGGAGUUCGCGAUCGUUCAGCACUGGAGGACGCCCUGGACAAGCGUUUUCGUCAACCUCACCUUGUACAUUAUAUUGAGUUUGUUUGGCCUGGUGAUCGUGAGCACCUUACCCGUCCCUGCGGGCGUCACCAUCCCAUUCCUGAGGAUCGGCGCUGGCAUUGGUCGUCUCAUCGGCGAGAUAAUGGCCUACUCUUUUCCGACGGGGAUUGGCUCUGGCGCCUUUAUUCACUCCGUAAUUCCAGGCGCGUACUCUGUAGCAGGAGCAGCGGCAUUCACGGGCGCGACGACGCACACCAUCUCCACGUCAGUGAUCCUCUUCGAGCUCACGGGGCAGAUAACGCACCUAGCGCCCGUCGUGAUCGCCGUGUUGAUAGCAAACGCUGUAGUAAAUUUGUUCAACCAACCCGGAUUUUACGACUCGGUCAUCCUUCUCAAGAACUUGCCGUAUCUGCCUACGAUCCUGCCGUCUGGCCUACACGAUGAAGAUAUUUGCGCUGAACGUUUCAUGAAGAAGGCAAUCAAAUAUGUCUACUACGGCAUCUCCUUUAAUCAGCUUCGUGAUACGCUGCUGGAGACUCGUAAAUUGCGCUUACUUCCCAUCGUCAACUCACCAACAUCAAUGAUUCUACUGGGGACCAUCAAGCGCGACGCCCUCUUCUCGCUGCUGCAGACCAAGCUGGAGCAACGCAGGGCCGCGGAGCUGCUGCGGGAAGGCGGGAGCCCAGCCGCUAAGACGAAGAAAGUCUUCGACUAUUUUCCUCGGCCACAUUUUCUUUCGUUGAGGAAGCAGAGAAAUACGCGCCUUAUGCAACGAAGAUCAAGCAGUCUGCAGGACCUCAGUGUGCUGCGAAGGUCCGUCAAGUUUCUACCUAUAAAUACCAGUUUACCUGCGCAGCGUGAAGGAGAUACGAUCUUCUCUGCUUCAUCCAUUCAAUCCUUAAAUAAUGUUAUCAACGUAGAGUCGCCGACGGGCCUUACAUCGGAUUCACUCAAAAAAAUUACCUCUGUCAACACCACCAUUCCUGUGGAGGACCCAGCACAGUCUCAAUCAAUGGUGACGGCGCAGAACGAGACGGACAAAGCAGAAAGCAGCUCUGAGGCGACAUUGGACGCUUCUAAAAUGGUCACUGGGAUUGACACUUCUUCAACUUGCGAAGCGAUCAAACCCGCUCGGCGGGAUUCUGAACUCUCUCAAAGUUCUGCUGGGGACUCUCAGGAAUCUGUAGACCAAGACACCGUGCAGCCCGCACCUGAGAGAAGAGGUUCAAGAUUCUCUGUAACUAAAGUUAUGACGCCCAUUUGCUUGACUCCUGAAGCCACUACUCGAAUGGAAUGUUUUGGUGAUGAUAGUAAGCUUGUCUCACCGGAGCUUGUAGCCGUGAUACAGAAGAAGAUGAGGUCCACAACGAGGCCGUGCCAAAGCAUCCUCAAGAGAAGGGCCAGCGGAGGCCAUCGAUGCUCGACUCAGUGGAGAGAUUCAUGCUCUACAUUCCACGCUUAUGCUUCCAAAAACUUGCGCUCAGCUGUGGAUACUUUAAGGAAGAAAGUGAAGAGGAUCGAGGCUCCUGCAGUCAUUGUAAAACCCAACUUAUCAACGGUGAUGGAGGAGUUUUUGUUGUCGCCGUGGCUGUGGGAGGACAAAGCCUACGACGACAUCGUGGAUUUCACCAACUGCCCCAUCGAUUCUUCACCAAUUCAGCUGGCAGAGAGUACCCCACUUUUCAAGGUGAUGGAGGAGUUUUUGUUGUCGCCGUGGCUGUGGGAGGACAAAGCCUAUGACGACAUCGUGGAUUUCACCAACUGCCCCAUCGAUUCUUCACCAAUUCAGCUGGCAGAGAGUACCCCACUUUUCAAGGUACACUCGCUGUUCUCGAUGCUCGGGCUGAGUCACGCCUACGUCACGGUGCUAGGACGACUCAUCGGCGUCGUCGCGCUCAAAGAAUUACGCGCAGCCAUCGAAGCCAUCAACAACGGCACCCCGCAGCCCAACGACGACGUCGGUCCCGACGAAGGCGUCGACGCCGACGACGAAGAAAGCAACGUUGCGCUCAUGGCACAGAAUUUAGCGCCAAAAUAAUCGGAAUAACCGCCGAUGCAGACUCAGAGGAAAGGGCAUAUAUAGCAGCAUGUAUAAUUUUUCUUAGUACGAACUAUGCUAUUCAAUGAGGAUGCGAGUUUCAAAUUAUGAAUCAAAAUUAUUUCAUUAAA